Cajanus cajan (pigeon pea) is the source of this 791-nucleotide messenger RNA. Lineage: Eukaryota; Viridiplantae; Streptophyta; Magnoliopsida; Fabales; Fabaceae. The record is from RefSeq and is a predicted model, not a curated record.
GCGGAUUUUGCUACUUCUGCUGUAGACUUUUUGCAUAGGGUUGGUCGUACAGCUAGAGCCGGUCAAAUUGGACUUGUUACUAGCAUGUACACUGAAUCCAACAGGGAGCUUGUUGAUGCCGUUCGUCGGGCAGGGGAACUUGGUCAACCUGUGGAAACUGCAUUUAGCAGGAAAAGAAGCUUCCGCAACAAGCUCAAGAAGAGGGGUACUAAUAAAGUAAGAGAUUCAGCAACUAUUAAAGAGAGUGUUCUAGGAUGAUAAUACUGUGAUACUCGGUGUGUAAAGCUGCUUAUGCGCCAAUGACAAUGUGAACAACAUUAGGAACCAUUGCUUCAAGUGUUAGCUGUUGCACCUACAUGCCUCGGAGUGAAUGGCACACAUGUAACGGAUCCUGCCAUUUCUUGAGGAUUAUGUAAUUGCUGUGAAGCCAUCCUCCAUAUCCGAGUUAAUUAAUCCAUUCUACUUUUUCUGUUAUCCCUUUCGUGGGUUUAAUGAGUAGAUUGUCUUUAUCCAAUCUUAGUUUCAGGGGGGUCAUUUUUUCCAUCAACACCAUUUACUGUAUCUGAAGUAUUCAAAAUAUCCAAGUGUGUGUAUGCAUGUGUGCCCCAGUUCCUAGGAAAGUUGCUGAUAGUGGAAACAUUUUCAUGGGCAGUUAACUUAGUUCCUAUCAAUUUUUUCCAUGUAAAUUAUGAGCCAUUAUAAUGCAUUCCAUAUUUUGUUCUCAGUACGUAUAGUUAAGUUGGUUAAACUUCAAUGCAGCAAGACCUAUAAAAUACCAUUUUUCAUCCCUA